Babjeviella inositovora NRRL Y-12698 is the source of this 1793-nucleotide messenger RNA. RefSeq lists its product as uncharacterized. Bases 80 to 1600 code for a protein of 506 amino acids. The record is from RefSeq and is a predicted model, not a curated record. NCBI's taxonomy places the organism in Eukaryota, Fungi, Ascomycota, Pichiomycetes, Serinales. Gene Ontology annotation, molecular function: RNA binding. The transcript is spliced from 2 exons.
CACCUUGCCACUUUUACUCUUCCAGUCCUAUUCGUAUCUAUCUACAUAUUUAUAUACCAAAUACAUUACUAUACCUACCAUGCCUUUAGAAGACGAAGACGCUUUUUUUGACGAUAUCUACGGAAGUGAUGACGAAUCCGCCGUCAAGAAGGAAGAACCGAUUGCUACUGCGGGCAAGAAAGAAGCCAAAAAGCCGGAGGCUACUGAAGAACUGGAUUCUAAGGAGUCAAGCGAUGCGGUUAAGCCAGAAGCUAGCGUUGAUUCCCCCCCACAUACUGAGGAAACCUCCGUUUCGUCUACACGCAACGACCAAACCGAGUCUGCAUACAAGCCGGCCGAAACCGAGCACCAGGACAGGCCGUAUGCUCCAGAGCUGAAGCCUCAGUCUGUGAGCGGGUAUCAGUCGCAGCAGUACCAACGCCAACAGCAAGGGUACCAAAAUACUCCCCCUCCUCCACCUGCUGGUCCUACCAAAACCCUUCAGUCCGAUGACUUGGCUGAAAGAUCCGAAUAUUACAACCGUGACCAAGGUAAGAUGUUCAUUGGUGGCCUUAACUGGGACACUACCGAGGAGGGGCUUCGCGACUACUUUUCCAAGUAUGGAGAGAUUGUGGAUUUCACUAUCAUGAAGGACAAUAAUACCGGAAAGUCCAGAGGGUUCGGAUUCUUGACCUUCAGAGACGGGCGCAGCGUGGACGAAGUUUUGAAGACCCUGCACACUGUGGAUGGAAAGAUGAUUGACCCUAAAAGAGCUAUUCCUAGAGAAGAACAGGACAAGACGGGAAAGAUCUUCAUCGGUGGUAUUGGUCCAGAUGUCAACGAACAGGACUUUUCUGAAUUUUUUGGCACUUUCGGUAACAUAAUCGACGCUCAGUUAAUGAUUGACAAAGCCACUGGCAGAACUAGAGGCUUCGGGUUUGUUACUUAUGACUCGCCAGAAGCAGUUGAGAGAGUCACACAGAACAAGUACUUGACUUUAAAGGGUAAGGCCAUGGAGGUGAAGAAAGCCGAGCCUCGUGGGGGUAUGGGCCAAAACAAUCACGGCCACCAGCAGAGACAGUUCAACAACCACCAGCAUAACAACCAUGGUCAGAACAACAAUCACGGGUACGGUAACAACUACAACGCCGGUGGUUACAAUAAUAACUACCAGCAACAGCAGUACGGUGCUAUGGCCGGUGGCAACACUGGGGCUGCCACCGGUGCCGCUUCCGCCGCUGGUAACACUGCUGGAAUGUCUCCAGAGAUGGUGAGUCAAUACUGGCAACAAAUGCAACAAUACUGGAUGCAGAUGCAGCAGAUGCAACAAGCCAACCCGGCCCAAUAUCAGCAGAUGUUAGCUGCCCAGCAACCAGCCCAAGUCGGGGGUUACUACGAUGCUAGCACGACUGGAUACGACAAUGGUUCCGGCGAAGCUCCUCCGCCCCCACCACCUAACCCACAACAAAGGUCUAUCGUGGAAGACUCGAACGAAGGUGACUCUUCCUCUGGCUACGGCAAAGGUAGAGCUCCGCCUAACGCUCCAAGAGGCCCAAGGUCGGGUGGUGCCAUUAGAGGUAGAGGCCAUAGAGGUGGUUACCAUCCCUAUGGUAGAAACUAGAGCGUGGUGAAUGCUGAGUAUUAUAUAUGUGGAUCUGAACGUUAUCCACGAAAGAUUGUUUUGUUAGCGUACCUUACGAAAUGGGGUUAGCGACCCUGGUGCAGUCAAUAAUAGUUUCCAACGCAUAUUUUGUCUCUCAGUCUUUUUGAUUUUCUUACUAUCGUCUAAUUCAUAUCAUAUUCCAACAUCUUCC